AUGCCUGCAGACAACAAAGGAAAGAAGGCAUUCGUCCAGAAGUGUGCACAGUGCCAUACUGUGGAAGAAGGUGGAAAGCAUAAGGUUGGACCUAACCUUUGGGGUCUGUUUGGACGCAAAACAGGCCAGGCAGAAGGCUACUCCUAUACUGAUGCCAACAAAAGCAAAGGCAUCACCUGGGAUGACGACACCCUCAUGAUUUACUUGGAAAAUCCAAAGAAGUACAUUCCAGGAACAAAGAUGAUCUUCGCUGGUAUUAAGAAGAAGAAUGAACGAGCCGAUCUGGGCUAUCUGAAGUCAGCAACUUCAUGAAGAACUCUUCAUCAGCAAAAAAAACCCCAAUGUAAUCUCAAUAAACCUCUCAGGCUUAGACUCAUCUGUUCUUAUCAAAAUUAUGCAGGAUGGUAACGUUAGUGUUGGAAUGAUAAAUUGCCAUAUUUAUCACGCUGUACCUCUGUUUCUGAUACGAUCCUCAUUAUUAGAUGAGUAAAUUAUAUCCACUAGUUUUGACUGUCUUUUUCUACUUAACUUAUUGAACAAUAUAAUGUGUGUCAGAAUGUACAGACUGAAAGCUGUGUGAUAUGUUUGCAACAAUUGUCAUCCUGUAUUUUGUCUAUUGUUUCUUGUUUUAAUUACAGUCUUUUUCCAGAUUGUGCCUUUUUUUUCUUUGACAUACAUCAACAUUCUUUUAUCAAGUAUUUUUGAAGAUAAAACAAGACACUAAACAUCGUUCCUGUAUUUGAUUUUAGCAUGUUCUGCUUAGUAUGUUGUCCCUAACAGGUCGAACUGUGAGCCAAUGUAGAAUAGCAUUUUAAAAUUUGUCAGGUAAAGCAAAAGUAACAAAUUUUGUCUAAUUUGAUCACAGAUAUGACUUUUGCUGUUGGUGAUAGAACACAUUUUUGGAAGACUGCAUGACUUGAUCCUUUUGUAAUUAGUAUUGUGAGAGCAUAUCAUUGUAAUGUUUUGAAGACGUUAGCAUCUUCCAUUAAAUGGAGUUAUGAACCUUAAA
Messenger RNA from Sphaeramia orbicularis (orbiculate cardinalfish), 1009 nucleotides. RefSeq names its product cytochrome c-b-like. The record is from RefSeq and is a predicted model, not a curated record. Gene Ontology annotation, molecular function: heme binding; electron transfer activity. NCBI's taxonomy places the organism in Eukaryota, Metazoa, Chordata, Actinopteri, Kurtiformes, Apogonidae.